Molecule: messenger RNA, 768 nt
Organism: Raphanus sativus (radish)
Lineage: Eukaryota; Viridiplantae; Streptophyta; Magnoliopsida; Brassicales; Brassicaceae
Product: protein FATTY ACID EXPORT 6
Exons: 3
Coding region: 155-517 (120 amino acids)
Cellular component (GO): membrane
Source: RefSeq, a predicted model, not a curated record
UUCCACGCGUUCACCACACCAAACACACUUCUCUAUCAAGUCGUCUCUUUCACAAGUCAGAUCAUCAAAUUCGGCACCACGAUCCAUCGCUUUCUUCUUCAUUCAUCCUCCCACUUUUCCCGGAAAAUAAAAAGAAAAAAAAAAGCUCGAGAAAAUGCAUGAUUUCUGCUUUACAAUCCCGUACGGGCUACUCCUAAUCGGCGGUGGGUUCAUCGGGUACAUGAAGAAAGGAAGCAUCACAUCAUUCGCCGGAGGUGCAGGCACUGGUCUAUUACUCAUCCUCGCUGGAUAUCUCAGUCUCAAUGCUUUCCAUAAGAAGAAGACUUCCUCCAUCGCUGUUGUUCUUCAGACAGUCAUUGCAGCUGCUCUGACACUAGUCAUGGGACAGCGUUACUUGCUCACUCAGAAGAUUAUGCCUGCUGGUUUAGUUACUGUGAUCAGUGCUCUCAUGACCUGUUUUUACGUAUACAAGAUCGCUACUGGUGGCAAUAAAAUCCCAUUAAAAGCUGCAGAGUGAUGAUGCAACUCUGUUGGAUGAAGACGAUACUCUCCUUUGUUUGAAUUUGUCGAUUAGAAAUCUCUUGUGUGUCUCUGAGAUUAGUUUGUAUGGUUAAAGAACUUUCAUAUGGUCUUGUGUUGUGUGUUUCAGAGAUUAGUUUCAUUUGGUCUUGUGUGUCUCUGACUCUGAGAAUAGAAAUCAUGUUUCUGUUAACCACAAACGUUUUGGAGCCACAUUAAUAUGAAGAUAUAUCCAUGUUUCUGUUAUGA